Messenger RNA from Colletotrichum spaethianum, 1389 nucleotides. Its product is annotated as ubiquitin-related modifier 1. The coding region runs from base 1 to 1389 and encodes 462 amino acids. Gene Ontology annotation, molecular function: ubiquitin-protein transferase activity. The record is from RefSeq and is a predicted model, not a curated record. The transcript has a single exon. Lineage: Eukaryota; Fungi; Ascomycota; Sordariomycetes; Glomerellales; Glomerellaceae.
AUGCCUGUCGCCUGGCUUAGCCACAUGUCAUCUAAGCAGAAGAAGCAUCUGCUCGACUUCCCCUUCAUCUUUGACCCAUCUACACUAGUUUCUUAUUUCCGAUCUAUCAACUUUUCGAAGAUGAGCCGAAGCUACGAGGAAUCCAGCUCGCUCCAAACACGGAUGAAGGCGAUUGUUGCCCCCGGAGGCCUCAUCACCAAUCCCCAUCACAAGCUUGUUUUGCAGGAUCUUUUGAAAACGGCGUCUUCCAAGUAUCUGAUUCUCGAGAUCAGCCGUAAAAAUGUCGUAAGGGACGCCUUCGAUCAGCUUUGGCAGCGGGAGGACCGGGAACUACACCGACCAUUGAAAAUCCACCUUGGUGAAGAUGCCGGAGAAGAAGGUUUCGAUUCGGGCGGAGUCCAACAGGAAUUUUUCCGACUUGCCGUCGCUGAGUGUCUCAACCCAGACUAUGGCGCUUUUACGGUGGAUGACCGAACUCGUAUGGCUUGGUUCGUUCCUGGAUCCGUCGUGCCAGCAUGGAAGUUCGAGAUCCUUGGUCUUCUGGUGUCGCUGGCCGUCUACAACGGCCUAACGUUGCCCAUCACUUUCCCGAAGGCACUCUACCGCAAACUCCUGGGUGAGCCUGUAGACGAGUUGCAUCACAUCGCCGACGGGUGGCCAGACCUCGCUAUGGGCCUGACGACGCUUCUCGAGUGGGACGAGAGGCAGGGAUUGGUGGAAGACGUUUUUGCACGCACAUACGAGUUUUCGAUUUCGAUGUUUGGCCAGCCGGUUUCUCGUGAAAUGAACGACCAGGCUCGCAGCUGGCCACAAUUCGAACCCGCGGCAGGCAAGUCACUAGUAGACGAGAAUCCCGAGGACGCUCCGCUCGUAACCAACGAGAACAGGAACGCGUAUGUGAGUGAUUACAUCAAGUACCUCACAGACGUUUCCGUUCGCCCACAGUACGAGGCGUUCAAGCGCGGUUUCCGGGCUUGCCUGCACCCCAAGGCACUUCAACUUUUGACGCCUCCACUUCUCCAAUCGCUCGUUGAGGGUGUGCAGGAGAUCGACAUAUCUGAGCUUCGAAGAUACACGAGAUACGUCGGCUGGGACGCCAGUCACCGCGGUGUCCGCGACUUCUGGUCGAUAGUCAAGCGCUACGACGAAAAAAUGAAGAGACGCCUCUUGGAGUUCGUGACGGCCUCGGACCGUGUGCCCGUGGGAGGCAUGAAGAACCUGCAGUUCGUCGUACAGAGAAAUGGCGAAGAGGAAGGCGAGGGUGGGCAUCUGCCCACUGCAUACACAUGUUACGGCACGCUUCUGCUGCCGGAGUACAAAGACAAGGACGUCCUGAGAGAGAGGCUUGCUAUGGCAUUGGAAAAUGCGCAGGGCUUUGGGUUUGCUUGA